Molecule: messenger RNA, 1793 nt
Organism: Mandrillus leucophaeus (drill)
Lineage: Eukaryota; Metazoa; Chordata; Mammalia; Primates; Cercopithecidae
Gene: UBE2L6
Product: ubiquitin-conjugating enzyme E2L 6
Exons: 4
Coding region: 555-1088 (177 amino acids)
Source: RefSeq, a predicted model, not a curated record
UCGCGUGUAGGUGCUCGGUCCUGCUGGAGGCCGCCAGUGGCACACACGCGGUCCCGAGAUGGCGAGCAUACGAGUGGCUAAGGUAACCGCGUAUAGGAUGACCCCUUUCUCUUGGCUCCCCUCGCCCCCCGCAUUCCCUCCUCUCUCCAUCCCCUCCGCGGCUCUCCGAGCACAUUCAUUUAUUUGUCUGGGCAUCAGAGCUGGCUGAAUCCCUGUCCUUCCCGCGCUCUACUCAGAGGAGGACUGGCCUGCAAGAGUGGCCAGAGCUGGAGUUUUGGGGGUUUGGGGGCCUCCGCUUGAGCCGUUUGCGUAGUGAAGAUGAGCUAGGUCCUCCAAAACUGGUUUCAAUUUCGCUUUUCCUGCCUGAGACUUGUGAUGAUAACUGGGUGCAUCUCCAGUGCAGGAAAGGUCCUUGGCAUCUUGGUGCCAGGCAUUCUGCUACUGCUGGUGGUGGGUUGUGAACACAGAUGACCAGGAUGAAGUCCUUGCCUUGGAAUAAGCCCAUGGCCCAUCCCAUAAUUUGAUGGGAUUACUAGAGUCCUGAGAAACACGGAAUGCUGAUUAGAAUUUGGGGCAAAGUUCCCUGGGUAUUCUCUGGAGGAAAGAUGCGGAGGUGGACCUGGAAGGCCUCCUGGAGUAGGUGGCUUGCAUUCGAGCUGGAGGAUCUUCAGAAGAAGCCUCCCCCGUACCUGCGGAACCUGUCCAGCAGUGAUGCCAAUGUCCUGGUGUGGCACGCUCUCCUCCUACCUGACCAACCUCCCUACCACCUCAAAGCCUUCAACCUGUGCAUCAGCUUCCCGCCUGAGUAUCCGUUCAGGCCUCCCACGAUCAAAUUCACAACCAAGAUCUACCACCCCAACGUGGACGAGAGCGGAUAUGUUUGCCUGCCCAUCAUCAGCAGUGAGAACUGGAAGCCUUGCACCAAGACUUGCCAAGUCCUGGAGGCCCUGAAUGUGCUGGUGAAUAGACCGAACAUCAGGGAGCCCCUGCGGGUGGACCUCGCUGACCUGCUGACAGAGAAUCCGGAGCUGUUCAGAAAGAAUGCUGAAGAGUUCACCCUCCAAUAUGGAGUGGACCGGCCCUCCUAACUCGUGUUCUGAUCCUCUGUGCACUGGAUCCUUGGCAUGGUGGACGGACACACCUCAUGGACUGAGGCCAGAGCCCCCUAUGGCCCAUUCCCCACUCAUUUUUUCUUUCUUAGGUUGUUAGUCAUUCGUUUGUGUGUGGAGGGGGUAGAGGGAAGGGAGCUGUGAGUGUGUGUGUUGUGUGUGGACUCCCUCCCGGGUUCACCUGGCCACAGGUACACCCUUCCCACAGCCUUUGCAUCCCCCAGAGCCAAGGGAGUUUAAGUUUGCAGAGUUACAGGCCAGUUCUCCAGCUCUCCAUCUUAGAGACACAGGUCAUCUCGCCGGCCUGCUUGCAGGAAAUGAGCCCAGCAGCCAACUCGAAUCCCCCUAGGGCUCAGGCACUGAGGGCCUGGGGACAGUGGAGCGUAUGGGUGGGAGACAUAUGGAGGGUACCCUAUUUACACCUGAGUCAGCAAAGCCACUGAUGGGAAUCUACAGAUUUAGGUGCUAAACCGUUUAUUUUCCACGGAUGAGUCACAAUCUGAAAAAUCAAACUUCCAUCCUGAAAAUCUGUAUGUUUCAAAACCACUUGCCAUCCUGUUAGAUUGCCAGUUCCUGGGACCAGGCCUCAGACUGUGAAGUGUGUGUCCUCCAGCAUCCAGUCCAGGGGGAGCCACAGAAACCAUGUUCUUGCUUAAGCCAUUAAAGUCAGAGAUGAAUUCUGGA